AUGCCUGGAACUGAUGAUGAGGAGGUAGACCCUCCUUUUAAGACCUUAAGGGAAUAUAUGUACCCGACUAGGGUGAGCCAACCCUUAUGCAUUGUUUUGACCUCCACUAAAGCACAUUUUGAGAUUAGAACUAGUACCAUCCAGGCUUUGCCAAACUUCUAUGGCAGAGAAAAUGAGAACCGCUACUACCACAUUAGAGACUUUGAGGAGCUAUGUGGUACUGUGAAAAUUAAAGACUUGACCGAUGAGUAUUUGAGAUUGAGAUUAUUCCCAUUCUCUUUGAAAGAUAAGGAAAAAUCGUGGCUUGAUGCGUUACCGUCUUCUUCCAUCCACACUUGGGAUGCGAUGAAGAAGUUAUUUUUGCACAAAUUUUUUCCUAGGCAUAAAACCACAUCUUUACGUCAAAGUCUUAAUAGUUUCUCGCAGCAAGAAGGAGAAUCUCUCUAUGAUUACUUAGAGAGGUUCCAUGAUAUCUUGUUGCAAUGUCCGCACCAUGGAUUUGAUUCCGUGAGACUCACUAUGAUUCUAUACGAAGGAUUAGAUCAUAAAACUAUGACCAUGGUAGAAUUAUUAUGUGGGGGUAAUUUUCAGGAAAAGAAAACUGAUGAGGGGUAUAGAUUUUUGCAUGAGAUAGCUGAAAAAACUCAGGAAUGGGACGCUAAGGAACCCAUUAGGAAGUCUGUACCUAAUAAGAGUGGUGUGCACAUAGUUGAUAUCAAGUUUGACUCUGAUGCCAAUAUUGCUGUUAUGGCAAGGCGAAUCGAGUCGUUAGAACAGAAUCAGUUUAGUUCUAGACCGUUUGUAGACCAUCCCUUUGAUGAUAAUGUCAGAGAGCAAGCCAAUGCUCUCUAUCAGGACAAUCACCAAAGAUUUGACCCUUACUUGAACACAUAUAACCCAGGGUGGUCGAGACACCCUAACUUUUCAUGGUCCAAGGGUCAAUAUCAAGACCAACCAAAUAGUAGCAUGUCAUCAGGUUUCGCACAAAAAGAUCCUAGUUUGACCGAGAGUCUGAAGUUGUUAACACAGAACACUCUACAACUGAGUCAAGACAUGAGGCAAUUUGCUCAAUUCCAGCAAAAUGCCUCUGAAUUCCAGCAGACUACCCAAAGGUCGAUAAAAAAUUUGGAGCAUCAAUUAGGGAAGCUGUCUAUCUAG
Messenger RNA from Papaver somniferum (opium poppy), 1158 nucleotides. RefSeq lists its product as uncharacterized. NCBI's taxonomy places the organism in Eukaryota, Viridiplantae, Streptophyta, Magnoliopsida, Ranunculales, Papaveraceae. The record is from RefSeq and is a predicted model, not a curated record. The coding region runs from base 1 to 1158 and encodes 385 amino acids. The transcript has a single exon.